AUGGUGAAGGCCAGUAAUCCGUGGAGUGAAGUGGAGCUUAUCCCCAAGGCCGACCGAAAGAAGAUCCACGAGUACCUCUUCCGUGAGGGUGUCCUCGUCGCAAAGAAGGACUACAACCUCCCAAAGCACAACGACAUUGACACCAAGAACCUCUACGUUGUCAAGGCCUGCCAAUCUCUCACCUCCCGUGGCUACGUCAAGACCCAAUUCUCGUGGCAAUACUACUACUACACCCUCACCCCCGAGGGUCUUGACUACCUCCGAGAAUGGCUCCACCUUCCCGCUGAGAUUGUCCCAGCUACGCACAUCAAGCAACAGCGAUCCCACGCUCCUCCUCGCGGAAUGAUGGGUGGUGAUGACCGUGAGAGAAAGCCUUUCGGUGGACGCGGUGGCCGUGGCGGUGACAGAGAUCGUGAGGGAGGCUACAGAAGACGUGAUGCUGGAGAGGGCAAGGAGGGUGCACCAUCUGGAGAGUUCGCUCCUCAGUUCCGUGGUGGAUUCGGACGUGGCCGUGGUGGUGCCCCUGCUUCUUAAUUUGGCAUUUUGUUCAGCUUGCUUGUGCAUCCGACAGAAAUACCUCAUACACACU
Molecule: messenger RNA, 589 nt
Organism: Amorphotheca resinae ATCC 22711
Lineage: Eukaryota; Fungi; Ascomycota; Leotiomycetes; Helotiales; Amorphothecaceae
Exons: 3
Coding region: 1-534 (177 amino acids)
Cellular component (GO): cytosolic small ribosomal subunit
Molecular function (GO): RNA binding; structural constituent of ribosome
Source: RefSeq, a predicted model, not a curated record